Messenger RNA from Phyllostomus discolor (pale spear-nosed bat), 6974 nucleotides. RefSeq names its product GATA binding protein 6 (gene GATA6). The record is from RefSeq and is a predicted model, not a curated record. Gene Ontology annotation, molecular function: DNA-binding transcription factor activity, RNA polymerase II-specific; zinc ion binding; RNA polymerase II cis-regulatory region sequence-specific DNA binding. Gene Ontology annotation, biological process: cell fate commitment; negative regulation of transcription by RNA polymerase II; positive regulation of transcription by RNA polymerase II. Gene Ontology annotation, cellular component: nucleus. The coding region runs from base 657 to 2435 and encodes 592 amino acids. The transcript has 7 exons. NCBI's taxonomy places the organism in Eukaryota, Metazoa, Chordata, Mammalia, Chiroptera, Phyllostomidae.
UUGCUCGUGCUUCGCUCUUUACUUGAUUCUACCCCUGCCCGUCGCGGGCCGCCUGGUUCUGCGCUCCGGGCCGCAGUCGGCUCCGAGGGUGUUUCGCUUCUCCACUGCUGUCAGGCUGUAGAGGCUUCCAGGUUCCCGGGACACCCGCGUGCCAACUUCUGGUGUGGUUUCCUCUCCCCGAAGUGCUUAUCUGCGCGCAGGCUUAUCUCCGAGUUAUCUGGGCGCCAAGGGGCGGGAGUCGUAGCUCAGCGGGCAGAGAGACUUCUUUCUUGCUAUCUAGCCCGGGUCUGUGUGUGAGCAUUCAUUUUAGCGCGGUUAUCUUCAAUGAGCCUAAGCGAUUUGGAAAGGCAGCCUGGAGGAGGCCUGCCGGGCUGCAUUUCCCUCCGUGCUUAAAACCCGAGUCUCCCUGUCAUUCUUCCUGCUCUCUCCUUUGGGGUGGCUUCGGCUCCGGGGCGGUCUCACGUCCCCCCUCCUCUUCUCUGCACUCCGCUCCACCCCGUACGUCCGAUUCCGGAACGGUCUGGCCUUUUCACUGCUGGGGAUGACCGUGGGGUGGGCUGGGGUGGCCCGGCGGGAGAGAGCGCACGCGCUGGUAGCUGCAACGGGAGCCGCGAUUAAGGAGCUAGAAGUCAGCUUGCAGCAGCGCCGGACUGUGGAUGGCCUUGACUGAAGACAGCUGGUGCCUCUCCAAGCGCUUUGAGCCCGCGGGUGAGGACGCGAGCGACUCCGGAGCCUUUCCAGCGCGGGAGUCCUCCACGCCUCCUUCCCCCAGAUCCUCUUCAUCCUCCUCCUGCUGUUCUCGGGGUGCGGAGCGCGGCCCCGGCAGCGCCAGCAACUGCAGGACGCCGCAGCUCGACACGGAGACGGCGGCGGGACCCCCGGCCCGCUCGCUGCUGCUCAGCCCCUACGCCUCGCAUCCCUUUGGGGCUCCCCACGGACCUUCGGCGCCCGGGGUCGCUGGCCCCGGGAGCGCCCUGUCGAGCUGGGAGGACCUAGUGCUCUUCACUGACCUCGAUCAGGCCGCGACCGCCAGCAAACUGCUGUGGUCUAGCCGCGGCGCCAAGCUGAGUCCCUUCGCACCCGAGCAGCCUGAGGAGAUGUACCAGACCCUCGCCGCUCUCUCCAGCCAGGGGCCGGCCGCUUACGACGGCGCGCCAGGCGGCUUCGUGCACUCGGCGGCCGCCGCGGCAGCGGCAGCAGCGGCGGCCAGCUCCCCAGUCUACGUGCCCACCACCCGCGUGGGCUCCAUGCUGCCAGGCCUGCCGUACCUGCAGGGGGCGGGCAGCGGGCCCGCCAACCACGCUGGAGGCGCGGGCGCACACCCAGGCUGGCCCCAGGCCUCCGCCGACAGCCCCCCAUACGGCAGCGGAGGAGGCGCGGCCGGCGGAGCCGCAGCUGGGCCCGGCGGCGCGGGCUCGGCCGCAGCGCACGUCUCGGCGCGCUUCCCCUACUCUUCCAGCCCGCCCAUGGCCAACGGCGCGGCUCGGGACCCUGGGGGCUACCCCGCAGCGGGCGGUGGGGGCGCGGGCGGUGUGAGCGGCGGCGGCGGCCUGGCUACCAUGGGCGGCCGAGAGCACCAGUACAGCUCGCUGUCGGCCGCGCGGCAGCUAAACGGAACGUAUCACCACCAUCACCACCACCACCCGAGUCCCUACUCUCCUUACGUGGGUGCGCCGCUGACACCGGCCUGGCCCGCCGGCCCCUUCGAGACCCCGGUGCUGCACAGCCUGCAGAGCCGCGCCGGAGCCCCGCUCCCGAUGCCGCGGGGCCCCAGCACCGACCUGCUGGAGGACCUGCCCGAGAGUCGCGAGUGUGUGAACUGCGGCUCCAUCCAGACGCCGCUCUGGCGGCGGGACGGCACUGGCCACUACUUGUGCAACGCCUGCGGCCUCUACAGCAAGAUGAACGGCCUCAGCCGGCCCCUCAUCAAGCCCCAGAAGCGCGUGCCUUCCUCCCGGCGGCUUGGAUUGUCCUGUGCCAACUGUCACACCACAACGACCACUUUGUGGCGCAGAAAUGCUGAGGGCGAACCUGUGUGCAAUGCUUGUGGACUCUACAUGAAGCUCCAUGGGGUGCCUCGACCGCUUGCUAUGAAAAAAGAGGGAAUUCAAACCAGGAAACGAAAACCUAAGAACAUAAAUAAGUCAAAGGCUUGCUCUGGUAGUAGCAAUAAUUCUGUUCCUAUGACUCCAUCUUCCACCUCUUCUAAUUCAGAUGAUUGCAGCAAAAAUACUUCCCCUACAACACAACCGACAGCCUCAGGGGCUGGCGCCCCGGUGAUGUCUGGUGCAGGAGAAAGCACGAACCCUGAGAACAGCGAGCUCAAGUACUCAGGUCAAGAUGGGCUGUACAUAGGUGUCAGCCUGGCCUCGCCGGCUGAAGUCACGUCCUCCUCGGUGAGACAGGAUUCAUGGUGUGCGCUCGCCCUGGCCUGAGCCCGCUGCCUGGAGCGGGAGGGCCCUCGGGACCUGCAGCGAUUAUGCCACGCUGUGCAAACUGGGGAGAGUAUGCUGACAGAACAUUCCUCUGACAUGUGAUUUCCAUGCCUUUAUUUUGAAAGAGAUGCAUUUCCCAAGAGGCUUGCUCUGCCUUACCAGCCAGCCCCUGUCAGUGAAGAGCCAGGGAGAAGAUGGAGCGUUUCCUGGGAAGGCCAGUGCAGCCCCACAGCACGGGCCACUUCCAGCCAGCCUACCUGUGGGUCUGCCAGGGCAUCCACUGGGCCACCUCCAGAAACCUGGACCAGGACUGGGGCCUUGCCUGCUAAGGAAUUUUGAGAUUUUUAAAAAAGGUUUUAUGUGUGUUGCCCCAAAUCAUGUGCUUCUUCUGAUCGGUUUUGGUUAUUCCAGAAUUUAUUAAUGCCUUUCCACACCCAGAUUUCACAUGUGUUCACGAAGAAGACCAUUUGAGGCCAUUUGGUACACAUCUCUGGAGGCUGAGUCGGUUCAUGAGGUCACUUGUCAAAAAUAUCACUCAGUUUGCAGGACUGCAUUAUAACUGUAACGUACACUGUGACUGACGUUCCUCAAAGUUCGUAUCGUGUGACUGAUCUACAGUCAGUCGAAAUUUGUAAACAGGGUAGCAAACAAGAUAUUUUUCUUCCAUGUAUACAAUAAUUUUUUUAAAAAAGUGCAAUUUGCGUUGCAGCAAUCAGUGUUAAAUCAUUUGCAUAAGAUUUAACAACAUUUUUUAUAAUGAAUGUAAACAUUUUAACUUAAUGGUACUUAAAUAAUUUAAAAGAAAAAUGUUAACUUAGACAUUCUUAAUGCUUCUUUUACAACUACAUCCCAUUUCUGUAUUUCCAAUUGUUAAAGAAAAGUAUUUCAAGAACAAAUCUUCUCUCAGGAAAAUUGCCUCUAUUCAUUUGUUAAGAAUUCUUAUACAAGAACACCAGUAUCCCCCCUUUAUUUUACUGUGGAAUAUGUGCUGGAAAAUUUGCAACAAAACUUUACUACCUAACAGACACCAUUUGUAAAUACUCUAGGCAUCUGUGCACACCAAGAUGAAGUCUCUAUAGUGUGAUUGACCCACAGGCAGGUUGGUUUACAUUAAUUUUUUUAAAUGGGAUGUCACAUGGAAACUUAUUUCACCAAAGUUUUAAAAAUAAAAAAGGGUAUUGUUUUGUUUUCUGUACAGUGAAUUUCCUUCCCUUUUAGUUUCAUUUCGAUAAUGUAUGUGGCUAUAGAUAUUCAUAUAAAACAAGCUCAUGUGAGGUUUGCAAAUUGCCUUAUAGUUGUCCUUUCAAUGAAUUGUCCUUUUGGAGCUGUUUUAUAACAUGGUUUAUUCAAAGUUGGCACAUGGAGUUAGUUAUCACUUUCAAUUUGCAUUGGGGACAAUUUUUGUAAGUGAAAGGGACACUGUAUUAAACCUUAUUAUCUGAGAUUAUAAGCAUUCUCUUAGGAUCAGCCCUUAAAAACAUUGAAAAAGCCCAGAGUUUCUUCCCUCUGAAUGAAAUAUACUUCAUAGUCUAGAAACGGUCUCACUUCUGGAACCCUCCUUUUGCGAAGUGCCACUAAGUCUGAAAGCUUAUCUGAGGUUGAAGUUUUUUUCACUCACCAGAAGAUAUGAAAUGGUCCAAACAGUCUCUGCUUUUUCUUCACUGUUGGGCGGAUUUCAGGAAAUCAAGAAGCUAUUCCACAACACAAUGGUGUAAUUUCAUUUUGGCUCCAAAGUGUGGGGCAUUUUUGACUUCUUUUCAUGAUUACAGCCAUUCUGUGGGUGUUCCUUUGUGGUGGGGUGGUGUUGGAAGUCAGACUCGGGGCUGGGGUAUGUGUGCGUCUGGGGAAGUCACUGAAGCCCACAUGCACCCCGAAACCAUAAGGUGGGCUAGAACAAUGGUUACGAGUGCUGGGUCUGCAGUCAGAUCACUAGGCUUCACGUCCUGCUCUGCAUGCAUGAGCUUUGUGACCUUGGGCAAGUUAUCCAACUUAUGUUCCUCAUCUGUAAAAUGAUGCCAGUAACACAGAGCUCACAACUCAUAGGAAAGAGUACAUGUAAAGUGCUUAGCACAGGACCUGGGGCAGAGUAAGCAUUGAGUAUGAACUUGAUUGAAGAAGAGUGGCAGGAACUCCUACCACAUGGGUGUUUGGAAUGUCUUAGUCCCUGUGCAGAAUCAGAGGUUUGUGGUCUGAGAAUCUGAUGUGUCUCGGCUCACCUGCACUUCUUCAACAAUGCUGGGGAGAGUGCUAUGGGGGAUCCCCCCAGCCCAGGCGGUGGCAGAGAUGGAUGGGGAGGAUGCCUGAGAGAUAACAGUGGGAGUUCAGCUGAUUGUUUAAUAGAACAGGGCUGGUCUGACAGCAAAAGAAAAUUAUCCCCUCAUUUUUGCCCCUCCUUCCUCUUACGGUUUUCAUUACUUUGAGUGCUUUCUGGUGGGUUGGCAGUUGUUAGAGUUAAUAUGCUUUGAUUGGGAAAUGAAUUUUUCUUAUUGGGGCUUCCAAAUGAUCCUUUUUUCUGGGGAUGGUCUCAGAUGUUGCUACUUCCAAUCCUAAAGUGCCAUUAGGUUGCUAAAGCUCCUUUUUCUUUAGAACACAAAGGGGAAAUAAUUCCAGCUUUCAUGAAAUAAAUGGCUAAGGGCAGAAGGAGAAGGAGAGGGCUUCUUGUAGCCUGUCUUAACACAGCAAACUCCACUGGUCUAGGCUUUUUCAAUGGGAACUUUCUCACCUGUGAUUGUAUAAAGUGGAAGUUUGACCAUUUCUCCCAAACACGUAACCUCGGCACCCCCUCCCCCAGAGUAGGAUGCACAAAAGCAAGUCACUUCUCACUAAGGAGUACAUUUACCUAGAUGGUGCCCCUCGGCUUCAAGCGUCGGCAGGCCCAUUGCUAUGGGCUGCAGAAUUUAUGUCCUCUGUCACUCUGGGCUGAUUUUAGGUCAUCUUACAUAACUGAAGGCUCUGUCUGGGGUUUCUCUUCAGGGUCAUUUUGUGUUGUUUCCUGGUGCUUAUGGGAGGGUCAGGAAAGCAAAGGGAGCUAUUCAUUUCCCCCUGCAAAUAAAUUAACUUCUUGCUCAUGGGAAAUGUUUUCCCCAGUCCUUGGAAAAUUGAUGUAAUUUCAGAUUAUAGAUAGGUUAACUGCUGGAAGGGCAAUACAACAGUCUUUGGUGGCUAUGCCAGAUCCCACGCUGCUUUCAUUUUGGGGCAGUGUGGUGGCUUCCGUGUGUUAAGUUCUCUCUAUGCCCUGGCACUGCCCAUGGGGUCGACAGGUCCCGGUGACUCUGGGAAGCAAACACUGGGAGGGUGUGUGUGGGUGGGGGGAGGCCGAGAGUGGAGAGCGGGGGCCAAAUAUUCAGAAUAAGGCAGCUCUCGCUAAUUAAAAUGGGUUCUGUUUCUGGGUUGAAAUAGCAAGUCAACUUGGCAAUCUCCUGUUGUUUGGAAACUCUAAAGGGCAGUCAGAUAUGAGUUUGGUAAUUUUAAAUGAGAACUACUAAUAAAUUUGUUAGAUCAAAUCUUUGAAAACAGAGUUUACAGAUAAAAAUUCCAUAGAGCUCUGGCCACUUGAGGCCUCUAGUUGGAUUCUAUGUGGCUGAAACAUUAGCUGCAGCUAAAGCAGGCCCAUCUCCUAAGGUUUUUGGAGGUAGAGACUGGGUGCUAGCCCUGGUAGGAUCUGCAGAGGAGAGGAAUCAUAUGGUGCCUUCAGUUGUUUCAAUUAUAAGACAUUAUUAGGCUGGAAGCCUGAGUAAGUAGAUAGGAACUUUGGAUAAAUUCUGGUUGAUAGUUUCCAAAUAACUUCUAAAAGAGUUAGGAUGUUGCAUGUGGGUGUCAAACCUCCAGUAUGGUGUCUCCCAGAUCUGCAUCGGAGGACAGCCGGUAUUCACUGUUCUUCCUGCUCAGCAGCUAUCACAGGGAUGUGACCAUUCUGCAGUUGAUAUCACUAUUUUAAAGAGGUUUUUAAAAAGAUGAAUAUUUAAAAAUGGCUAAAAUACAGCAAUUAAAAAUGAAAUAAUGUUUAAUUAGUAGAAGGGCUUACAUUUCAGUCAUCAGUGGUUCCUUGUGGUAAGAUAAUUAUCUAGACAUCCCUUAGCUUUUGAGCAAGUCAUUUCCCCUCUGGACCUCAGUCUCUGCAGCAAGCACACAAUGGAUAAACCAGGAGGCGCAGUCUGAAGGUCCCUUCCAUCUGUGUUUGCUGCCCACAGGCCCAUGUGCUGAUUAUAGGUAAUGACGAGAUGGUGGGUCUGUGGCCUGGUCUGAGUCCCCCGAGUCUGAGGGGCUUCUGCAGGCCACACCAUGACUAGGGAAGCUGGUAGGAUUGGAAUCUCCUAGUUUUCUCCUGGUUGGUUGCCUCACCUCCUUGGGUUUUGAUCGACUGUUGGCCAAGUUCUUUUAUUGCCUAAGGCCACAGAGGGUGCGAGUCUGGUCAUAUUAAUGAACAGAGGGACUUGGUAGGAGGUGCUGCCACCCCCUAACACCAAACCUCUGAUAGAAAACUUAAACAGUGAUAUGGACCCAGACCGGAAAAUGGAAAUGUCUGCCAGUUGAACAGUC